Messenger RNA from Danaus chrysippus (African queen), 1314 nucleotides. The record is from the annotation of a GenBank genome assembly. NCBI's taxonomy places the organism in Eukaryota, Metazoa, Arthropoda, Insecta, Lepidoptera, Nymphalidae.
AUGACGAUCAAACCUAAUAAUUGUCUUUUGAAAUCUUGGUGCGGGGGGCGAGGCGGAACUAUGGACGACGGAGGCAGCAACAAGCAGCGACAGGCCACCAGGGUCUUCAAGAAGAGCUCACCAAAUGGAAAGAUUACAGUUUAUUUAGGAAAGAGGGACUUCGUAGAUCACAUCACACACGUAGAUCCUAUUGAUGGCGUGGUGUUGAUAGAUCCGGAGUAUGUGAAGGAUCGGAAGGUGUUCGGCCACGUGCUGGCGGCCUUCCGCUACGGCAGAGAGGACCUGGACGUAUUAGGACUCACCUUCAGGAAGGAUCUGUACCUGGCCGCGGAACAGAUCUAUCCUCCCACGAGCAGUCCAAAGCGUCCCUUGACUCGUCUCCAGGAGCGUCUAGUCCGUAAGCUGGGUCCGGCGGCGCACCCCUUCUACUUCGAGCUGCCCCCCCACUGCCCCGCUUCCGUCACGCUGCAGCCUGCGCCCGGAGACACCGGCAAGCCUUGCGGCGUGGACUAUGAGCUAAAAGCAUUCGUAGCAGACUCCCAGGAUGACAAGCCUCACAAAAGAAAUUCAGUCCGUCUCGCCAUACGCAAGAUAAUGUACGCGCCGAGCAAGCAGGGCGAGCAGCCGUCCGUGGAGGUGUCCAAGGAGUUCAUGAUGAGCCCCAACAAACUGUACCUGGAGGCUUCGCUGGAUAAGGAGCUGUAUCACCACGGUGAGAACAUAGCCGUGAACGUCCACAUAGCGAACAACUCCAACCGCUCAGUAAAGAGGAUCAAGGUGUCCGUCAGGCAGUUCGCUGACAUCUGUCUCUUCUCAACCGCUCAGUACAAGUGCACCGUCGCUGAGGCGGAGAGCGAGGAAGGCUGUCCCGUCGGUCCAGGUUUUACCCUCAGUAAGGUGUUCACGCUGACUCCACUGCUCGCUAACAAUAAGGACAAAUGGGGACUAGCUCUGGACGGACAACUCAAACAUGAGGACACCAACCUGGCGUCCAGUACACUUAUCGCGGAUCCUUCGCAGCGUGAAAAUUUAGGCAUCAUAGUACAGUACAAAGUAAAGGUCAAACUGUGCCUCGGUCCACUCGGCGGUGAGCUGAGCGCGGAGCUGCCGUUCAUCCUGAUGCACCCCAAGCCGGAGGAGGAGCCCCGCGCGGCGCCCGACCCGCCGCGGGCAGACCCCGACCUCAUACAGCUGGACCCCAACCCCGACGAACACGAAGCUCACAGAGACGAGAACGGUCAAGAGCAAGACGACGAUAUAAUAUUCGAAGACUUCGCUCGACUGCGGCUGAAGGGAGCGGACACUGACGCCUGA